Pararge aegeria (speckled wood butterfly) is the source of this 3296-nucleotide messenger RNA. RefSeq names its product esterase FE4-like. Bases 208 to 1806 code for a protein of 532 amino acids. NCBI's taxonomy places the organism in Eukaryota, Metazoa, Arthropoda, Insecta, Lepidoptera, Nymphalidae. The record is from RefSeq and is a predicted model, not a curated record. The transcript has 3 exons.
UUCUACAAAGCUUACCCUACCCCACCUAGGUACUUUAAAAAUAUUCGUGGUAACCUAUUGUAUCCUGUGAUCUAAAGAAUAUGAGUCUAAACAUUUAGCCUUGCCUUGGGUAAAAAAUUAGGAAGAAAGGCAUUAUUACAAACCAAUGAGGGUUUGUCCGGGAAGUGAAGUUCGCAUUGUAUAGCGUGUUUUAGAUACGGCCAAAACAUGAACCCGGUUGUAACCGUAACGGAAGGAAAAUUAUCAGGGAAAGUUUGUAAAACUUCCAAUGAAACAGAGUUUUUAACCUUUAAGGGUAUCCCAUACGCCAAGCCGCCAGUAAACCAGUUAAGAUUCUCUGCACCUCAACCACCUGAACCUUGGGAGGGAGUAAGAGAUGCCACUAAAGAGAGUAAUGUCUGCUCUCAGUAUGAUACAGAGAAGCUCAAAGUUGUAGGAGAUGAAGAUUGUUUGUAUUUAAAUGUUUAUACACCAUGCUUACCAAAGACUGAUACUGCUUUACUCCCCGUGAUGGUCUUCUUGCAUGGUGGCGGUUUUAUAUAUGGAAAUGGAACUGAUGACAAUCAUCAUGGACCUGACUAUCUACUUGAUAAAAAUGUAGUUCUUGUGAGCCUGAACUAUAGACUUGGAGUCCUCGGCUUUCUGUGCUUAGACUGCAAGGAGGCACCUGGCAACAUGGGGUUAAAAGAUCAAGUACAAGCUUUGAAGUGGGUGCAACAAAAUAUCAAAAAUUUCAAUGGAGACCCUGAUAAUGUGACUCUCUUUGGUAUUAGUGCUGGUGCGGCUUCAGUAGAAUAUCUUUUACUCUCGUCAAUGACAAAAGGACUGUUCCAUAAAGCUAUCGCACAAUCUGGCUCCACACUACUACCUUGGGCACUAAACAAAAACAUAAGAGAACUCGGUGCAACAAUUGCUACACUAAAGAAAUAUCACGUAAAUGACAAUCAGGACUUACUUAAGUAUUUGAAGAGUAUGUCUAUACAUGACCUGAUAUAUACCAGCAUGAUGGUGUUAGCAGAUGAAAGAUAUAAAGGUGGAUUACAUUUUGGGUUUGUUCCUACUAUUGAGAAACAGGGUGAUUGGGAGCCAAUAAUUACAAAAUCCUCUUAUAAAAUGUUGGCCCAAGGAGAAUUCAAUAAAGUGCCAUACAUGGGUGGUUUUUGUAGUCGGGAAGGUCUUAUUAUUCUGGCAUUUCUUGAUAUUUAUGAAAAAGUUAAAGAAGAAAAGAUGUUUCUUGAUUUUCUUCCUUUUAAUAUUGAUGAUAAUGAGAAAAUUGAGUAUAUAAAUAAAUUUAAAGCUGUUUAUUUAGAAAAGGAACACGAAGAACCAGAUUCUUUUGUAAUAGAUUUUUUCUCUGAUGUUGAUUUUCUAGGAGGGAUCUAUGUUUCCACUUCGUUGAUUGCUAAACAUAAUUCUCCUGUAUACCUUUAUGAAUUUAAUUAUGAUGGGAAAUUGAAUUAUUUAAAGAAGAAGCUCAGUAUUAAAAGAGCAGGUGCUUGCCAUGGUGAUGAUGGAGGCUAUAUAGUUAAGAGUGAAUUGCUUAAGGAAAACCUCUCUGACACAGACAAGUUAGUGCAAGACAGGAUGUGCAGAAUGUGGACUAAUUUUGCUAAAUUUGGGAAUCCAACACCGGAAAUCGACACACAUCUGAUAACAACAACAUGGGAACCAAUUGCUGAAACCGGAAUGGCUUGCUUGCUGAUCAGUGACAAAUUAUCUAUGAAGUAUGAUAUUUACCCAGAAAGAACUAAAUUGUUCAAGGAGCUGUAUGAGAAGUAUAAUUCAGUUGAAGUUUUACAAAAUUAGAGCAUGUAUUAAUAAACCAACAUUGAGGUUGACCAAUAUUCGAAAACCACAUCUUGGCUUGAAAAUGGCGUUUUAGUACAGGCCUUAAUAUUUGAGUACAAAAAGGAGAAAAAUAAGCCAUUAUAAACUAUACAAUAUAACUUUAGAUUGUUUAUCAGCCUCCUUUCAGGGAAUUUUAAUUUCUAAAUUUUCUCUGUUCCGGUCCUGCUUAAACUGUGGCAAGUUAUCAACCUACUGACUAAAAAGUGCCGCGAUUAAAUGUUCUGGUACGAUGCUACGUAGAAACGGGUAGGGGUAUAUAACUGCCAUCUCCAACAGGGCCGCCAUCUUAGGCUGCACAUCAGUUCCUAUCUGGGGAAAUUGCAGUCAAGAGCUAGUUUGUAGUAGUUUAAAAAAAGUCCUUUCAAAAAUAUUGUCUGUGUGUGAAAACUAUUUUUAGAUUCAGAGAUCCUUUUUUAGUAAUAUUAAGCUAUAAGCUAUUGGUAUUUUUUUAAGUGUAUUUUGUCGUGAUUAAUAGAUAUAUAUAACCAUACCAAAUGCUUUCUUGUAUUAUGAGUGUCUAAGCUAAGCCGUGAACGGACGGACAUACAUACAGACUAAAGUUAAAAUUUAAUAAAAAUUUAAACACAAUAUUAUGAUUUAAAUAUAAUAUUUAUGAUUUGAAUAUAAUAUUUAAAUCAUAAUAUUGUUAUUAUUUUGGUUAGACUUUGAUGUGUUAGAUGUUAAUGUAAUCAUUCUCAAACUUUCGAUCGAAUUUAUUUUAAUUGAAAUAAUUAAGAACUAUGUGAUCCUAUUAGGUUAUUUUCAUUUGUUUUAAACAAAAUCUAUAAGCGUAACUAGCACUUAUUAUAUUGUAUUAUACAAAAGUCCAUGUGUUAUAAUUCACAAUAAACUUAAUAUCUAUGUUAGUUGAUAUAUUAAUCUUAGUACUUACUAAAGCUGACAUCCUGUGCGCUUUAAAUACGCACUAUCCUGCCUGCCAGCUAAAACCUUCAGACCUUAUUUUUAAAUUAUUUCUAGUAUAAUAACAAGGCUUGUUUAAAAGGGUGUGUGUAUUAUGCUUUUAUAAUGAUUUCUCUUGAUUGAGUAUUAGUGAGACUGGUUCCCAAUGUCAUAUUCGACUGUAGAUCAUCACGAGUUCCUGGUUUCGAUUCCUGGUCGGGCCAAUAAAUAGUAAUUAUUGGGUUUUUAUAUUUAGAAAUUUUUAAUAUCAGCCCAGAGUUUUGAAGUCCCUGAUUUCUUUUCGGUCGUGUCAGAUCUGCCGUCCCAUCGGACUAUGAGAUUGAGGGAAUAGUGCACCUGUUACUGCGCACACACAUUAUAGAAUCACCCGCGUAAUUGAACAAUCUCUUUUGAUAUUAACCAGCGUGGCCGAAAUAGGGCCAUUUUAAUAUCAAAAAAAAAAAAUCAUAAUUUAUUUUAUUAGUCUAAAUUUUGUUUUUAUUUAAUGUUUGGAUGAUUCAAAAAAAAUCAAAAUUCAUUUAUUUCAA